AUGAAGCUCUGUGUCUCUGCCCUUUCAAUCGCAAAAGAAGGCAUGUCCUCGCAGGAUUUCUCCUGGAGCUGGGAUAUGCUUACAACUGGCCAUAAGGAAGCCGCUAUACCAGCGGCUCUGUACACACUUGCGACGUUUCUGCAAAGUGUGGGGGCACGCAACCUCCCCCUACUCCCAUACCUCAUGUUGUCGCAAGCAAAAGCCAUCAUCACGCCCGUGCUUGGGAUGUUUUUCCUCAAUCAGAAGUUUACCCGGAUCCAUUGGGUCUGCUUUGCCACAAUCACAGCGGGCGUCAUCCUGGUUCAGACAUCGCCAGCAAAUUCAGCAUCUACAGCAUCCACAUCCAAACAGCCACAAUCCCAAUCCCCAAUCCUCGGUAUAACCGCCAUGCUGCUGUCGGGCUUCUGCGUUGCACUAGCCGGCAUCCGAAUGGAGAAGAUGCUACGGAGCAAGGCCGCGUUCAUGUCUCGGAACGCCCAGCUUGCGUGGUACGGCUGGUUGUCUGCAAGCUUGGUCUAUUUUUGUCGGUCGCAGCGCGGACCCCCCGGCUUCUUCCACGGGUAUGAUCCCUUGGUGUGGGGGUUUGCUCUCCUCCAGGCGACUGGGGGUUUCAUCGUUGCUUGGUGUGUGGCGCUCACCGGAACCGUGACGAAGAACCACGCCCAGGUCGUUGGGUUUUUACUGGUGUCGACUGUACCGCUUGUGCUGCAGCAUGAUCUCAGAAUUCAGCAUGUCUGUGGCUGUAUGCUUGCAGUGGGCGCUCUAUUCGGAUAUGCCCGCCAAACGCCUACACCCAAAGGGAAAGGGAAACAAAGCGUCCAGGGUUCGGCGGAGAAAGCCGACACAAUGGUAUAA
This is a messenger RNA of Aspergillus mulundensis, 855 nucleotides long. Its product is annotated as putative nucleotide-sugar transporter. Gene Ontology annotation, molecular function: UDP-galactose transmembrane transporter activity. The transcript has 2 exons. Gene Ontology annotation, biological process: pyrimidine nucleotide-sugar transmembrane transport. Gene Ontology annotation, cellular component: Golgi membrane. The record is from RefSeq and is a predicted model, not a curated record. Bases 1 to 855 code for a protein of 284 amino acids. NCBI's taxonomy places the organism in Eukaryota, Fungi, Ascomycota, Eurotiomycetes, Eurotiales, Aspergillaceae.